Messenger RNA from Fusarium keratoplasticum, 2517 nucleotides. Its product is annotated as C2H2-type domain-containing protein. The record is from RefSeq and is a predicted model, not a curated record. Bases 1 to 2517 code for a protein of 838 amino acids. Lineage: Eukaryota; Fungi; Ascomycota; Sordariomycetes; Hypocreales; Nectriaceae. The transcript is spliced from 5 exons.
AUGGCCCAGCCGACGGACUUGCCAUCUCAGAAGCCUCGGAAACGGGGUGCACCCCGAAUCCGGGCAGACUCCAGCAAGGCCGUCCAGGCGAUCUUGGAGAGAAACCGCAGCAAGCCGGCGCCGGAGAAGGGCGCGGGCUUGCACAAGAAGACUCUGGCGCUCCAGAAUAGAGUCUGGGCGGAGUGGACUCAGUUUGCCGAAGCUGGCGAGCUCGACAGUGAUAAGACGUGGCUGCAGCUGUGUGCCGGCUCGCACGAUGCCGUCAAGAUAUUCGAGAGCUUCCUCGAGCUAUAUAUCCUGAACUCCGAAACAUCUGUGCCCUGCUUGGGCCCUGACGAGUACAAGACCAAGAGAGACGUGAAUAGUGCGGCGACGCUGCAGGACGUGUGGUCUGCGUUGGUUCGCGUCGCGAAUGAUGACGUGUUGAAGCGGUUCCGUUACCAACCGAAUGCAAACGCGCAGCACUUCACAUUGCGCUACUCAACCCGCGGCGGCGUCGAGUCUGGCCCCGCUGGACUGGUUGGAAAGCUGAUUCCUGGGCUAGCUGAUAGGCUCGGCCUGACUCGGCGCCAGCAAUUCGUGAAAAAGGAGACGACGGAAGAGGAUCUGCUGCUUGUCCUCCGGACCGCCUGGGAGAGGGCAUCCGACAUCCUCUGCAAACCCUCCCAGCGAGUCUCGUUCUCAGGGAAUAUCAUCCUUGGCGGUAUCGGCGGCUGGCGGUACGAGAGCUUGAGGCGUGUCGAGUACAAGGACAUCGAGGUUGGCUGGCUGAGAGAUCCUGCCGAUCCGACGAAAGUCCGGCCCGUUGCAAGCGUUCAUGUUCGGCAUGUGAAGCGGCACGGAGAUGAGAUCGAAAGGGACCAGAGCGCAAGUUUGACCUUCGGCAUCACCCGGGUCCCGGUCAAGUCUAUCUGCCUUCUCUCUCACAUCGUCGCGAUGGCCAUCUACAAGGGUGCUUUCGCAACAAGGUUCACAUCCUGCGAAGAGGUGUUGUACCCCAAGGGCUUGCUCGAGGGCCAUAUUGACUACGUGCCACUCAAGUGGAAAGAUGACAUCGUGGACCAACCCGUCUUUCCGCUCGACUACAAGCUAUACUGGAGAAUAUGGCACCGAGUUCUCGAGGUGGCCGGGCUUCGAGAGGGGCUGCGGCCUUACUCUAUAAGAGUGGGAGCCGGAGGUCGCCUCAAUGGUGCGCUUGAGCCUGCUCUUCGAAGUUACAUCAUGGGUAACACGGAAGAGGUCUUUCGGAAGAGCUACAACCCAGUCGAUCAGAGACACAGUCUAAUGACGGUGGCCUACAAAGAAUUGACUGGAGGCUGCGACGAGGUAAUCGCCAAACUGCAUCAGUCGUUCACAAAACGGGACUGCUACGCGCCGAUCUACAUCUCCGAUGAGGACUGGAAAGGAUUCGAGUCGCGGAACGACAUCACCCAAUGGCGCAAAGAACUGAACAGCCUUCCCAACCGCAGCAGCAAAGAGGCGAAGAGGAUCCAAUCGAGGAUCCAGUAUGUCAAGAAGGUGCUGGAGCAGGAGCUCAUAAAGCGACGGCGCGACGAAUACUUUGAGACUGCCGACCGCCUGAGAAGCGAAGGACAGUCUACAACCCAUUUGCAUGAACGCAGACCAAGAAGACCUGGUCCGAAGCAGAACGAACUCAGCAGCAAGAUGGCAGAAGACUUGUCGCCUCUUUUCCUCGCAGAAGACUCAACGAAGAGAUUUGCCGACGAGCUUGUCAGGUACUUAAGGCAAGCUCCAGAUCAAGAUCCUCCACAAGGUCCCAAGGAUGCGGAAGCGACGAGACCAAAAGCAGAUUCAACGACACCUAGGUGUUUGAUCUGUAACAAGAAUUUCGCACGGAAGAGCGGCCUGACCAGACAUGUUAACUUGGAGCACAGCGAAGAUUUUCGGAAACCUUUCUAUUGUCGCGAGUGCGAGUUCUCAGGACAGAAACAGCUGAUUGCAGCCGGCCUUUCUGCCUGGAGCAACCACGUUGAACAAUACCAUGGCAAACUCCAUACACCCAACCCUGUAACACCAGCUCACUGCUUACUUUGCGACAAGACCUUUUCAACUGGAGGGUUUAGCUUGCAUCUCAAACGAUCUCACGCUCAGCUUGGCCACUUUGAAACGAGCUUCCCCUGUCCAGAAUGCCGGCGGUUGGGCACCGACGAUCUCAUCGUCAACCUGGACCAGUGGAUACUCCACGUCCGGAACACACACGAUGGCGGUGCAGUACCAGGGGCCAUCGUUGUCGGCGCCACCGACCAGAAGCCUAGGAAGAGGAAGAGAGGGGAGCUAGACCAGUAUCAGCAGACCAAGACGAAACAGGUAUGUGUCGAGGCGAUUGUGAAGGACGAGCGGGGAGAGGGGAGUUGUGGCAUCACAAGCGGUGACUACCAUGGCGGCACAGAUUUCUGGGACAAGGAUGAGCAGGUAGAUUGGGAUCAGAGCACCGCAAGCGGUUCCUGCCAUGUUAGUGAAGAGUUCUGGGUAACUGGGAGAGACGAGGAUUAUUGA